Molecule: messenger RNA, 2078 nt
Organism: Momordica charantia (bitter melon)
Lineage: Eukaryota; Viridiplantae; Streptophyta; Magnoliopsida; Cucurbitales; Cucurbitaceae
Gene: NPC2
Product: non-specific phospholipase C2
Biological process (GO): phospholipid catabolic process
Molecular function (GO): hydrolase activity, acting on ester bonds
Source: RefSeq, a predicted model, not a curated record
CACAGGCGAAAUUAAAGAAAGAGUAGCCAUGGUUUCAGCAUCUGCCCAUUUCCGCAGCGGAGAACAGAAUCACACUGACACACAACAAAUUGGGCCCCACCAACCAUCUGUCCCUUCCCUUGUAUAAAUACCGCAUAUGCCCCUUCUCCUCCAUUUCUUCUUCUAAUCCUCUUCCACUCUCUGCAAAUCGGAACUCCAUCAAUGGCUGCCAUUGCCAAAUCCCCUGCCUUCAUCUUCCUCUUCCUCCUAUUGGCCUUCCAUCUCCACGCCUCCCCUAUCAACACCAUCGUCGUCCUCGUCAUGGAGAAUCGCUCCUUCGACCACAUGCUCGGCUGGAUGAAGCGAAUCAAUCCCGAGAUCAAUGGCGUCGAUGGCUCCGAAUUCAACCUCCAGUCGGCUGCGGAUCCCAACUCCAACCGCUUCUUCUUCCAGGACCAGUCUCACUAUGUUGAUCCCGAUCCUGGCCACUCCUUUCAAGCCAUUCGGGAGCAGAUUUUCGGCUCCGAUAAUACCUCCGCCAAUCCCCCGCCCAUGAACGGCUUCGCUCAGCAGGCCUUCUCCAUGGACAACACCUCCGCCAUGUCCCGGGAUGUUAUGAACGGAUUCCACCCCGAUAAGGUCGCUGUGUACAAGACUCUCGUCUCCGAAUUUGCGGUUUUCGAUAGGUGGUUCGCGGCGGUGCCGUCAUCGACGCAGCCGAAUCGGCUCUUCGUUCACUCGGCGACCUCCGGCGGUGCUACCAGCAACAUUCCGGCGCUCCUCGCCAAAGGCUAUCCGCAGCGAACAAUCUUCGAGAAUCUGGACGAUGCCGGAAUGUCGUUCGGAAUAUACUACCAGAACAUUCCGGCGACGCUGUUCUACCGGAAUCUACGGAAGCUGAAGUACGUGAACAAGUUCCACCAGUACGAUUUGAACUUCAAGCGGGACGCGAGGAAGGGGAAGCUGCCGAGGUACGUGGUGGUGGAGCAGCGGUACCUGGAUUUGGCGCUGGAGCCGGCGAACGACGAUCAUCCGUCGCACGAUGUGUAUCAGGGACAGAUGUUCGUGAAGGAGGUGUACGAGACGCUGAGAUCGUCUCCGCAGUGGAACGAGACUCUGUUCGUCAUCACCUACGACGAGCACGGCGGAUUCUUCGAUCACGUGCCGACGCCGGUCACCGGAGUUCCUAGCCCCGACGGCAUCGUCGGGCCGGAGCCGUUCCUGUUCCGAUUUGAUCGGCUUGGGGUCCGAGUCCCGACAAUAAUGGUCUCGCCUUGGAUAGAGAAGGGCACUGUUGUUCAUGGCCCUAAAGGACCAUUUCCAACAUCAGAGUAUGAACACUCCUCCAUUCCAGCCACUGUCAAGAAGCUCUUCAACCUCCCAUCUCCCUUCCUCACCAAGAGGGACGAGUGGGCCGGAUCCUUCGAAUCCAUCGUCCAAACCCGCACCGAACCGAGAACCGACUGUCCCGAACUGCUCCCAACGCCGGUGAAGAUCAGGAACAGCCCGGCGAACGAGAACGCAAAGCUGACCGAGUUUCAGCAGGAGCUGAUGCAGCUGGCUGCAGUGAUGAAUGGAGAUAGUACCCUGACUAGCUACCCUGAAGCCAUUGGAAAGGAAAUGAGUGUGAAGGAAGGUAGGGAGUAUAUGAAGGAGGCCGUGAGGAGAUUCUUUGAGGCAGGGCGGUUGGCUAAGAGAAUGGGAGUGAGUGAAGACCAAAUUGUCCAAAUGAGACCAUCUCUUUCUUCAAGAUCAUCAAAACCUCCCAUCAAACACCACCCAUAAAAGAUAUUAUGACACACACACAGAAUUUAGAUUGCAUCUUCAGUUGCAUAUGAAAAUAAAAAGGAGAAGAAGAAAACGAUCGAAGACGUGCAAAGUCGAUCAUGUGACGUUUUACGGGGUGUUUGGCUCAUGGUAUAGAUUUGUGUAGACUAGAAUAAUUUAGAAGUCGAGUUUAUGUUUGGUCUGUUGUUUAAUACAAAGAAAAAGAAAAUACGGAGUUGGAUAAUUUCAAGUGUUAGAUAUAUAAGUGAGGUUGUCUAACUACAUAUUACCUUUUACAAAUUAGGUUAAUAAAUUACACAUUUUUAUGCUAA